UCUGGUAGCUGUUCAGUUGUGUAGAGCCUAGAGCACUUGUUUACACGUGCAAAGAGGAAUAAUUGUUUGCCGAAAUUAUGUAUGAUCAGGACGAAGAUAUUCAGUAUGAUGAAGAUGAUGAUGAAAUUACCCCAGAUUUGUGGCAAGAAGCCUGUUGGAUUGUCAUCAGCUCCUACUUUGAUGAGAAGGGUUUGGUGCGACAGCAGCUGGACUCUUUUGAUGAGUUCAUUCAGAUGUCUGUCCAGAGGAUAGUGGAAGAUGCUCCACCCAUCGACCUUCAAGCCGAGGCUCAGCACACUUCUGGGGAGGUGGAGGAGCCGCCACGCUACCUGUUGAAGUUUGAGCAGAUUUAUCUGUCCAAACCCACUCACUGGGAACGAGAUGGAGCUCCUUCUCCCAUGAUGCCUAAUGAAGCCAGAUUGCGGAACCUGACAUACUCGGCACCAUUGUACGUGGACAUCACUAAGACCAUCAUUAAGGAGGGAGAGGAGCAGCUUCAGACGCAGCAUCAGAAAACCUUCAUCGGCAAAAUUCCCAUCAUGCUUCGCUCCACCUACUGCCUGCUCAGCGGCCUGACAGAUCGUGAUCUCUGCGAGUUGAACGAAUGCCCGUUGGAUCCAGGAGGCUAUUUCAUUAUCAACGGUUCUGAGAAGGUGUUAAUUGCUCAGGAGAAGAUGGCCACAAACACAGUGUACGUCUUUGCUAAGAAAGAUUCUAAGUAUGCGUACACAGCAGAGUGCAGGUCCUGCCUGGAGAACUCUUCCAGACCAACCAGCUCCAUCUGGGUUAGCAUGAUGGCCAGAGGAGGCCAGGGAGUGAAGAAAAGUGCCAUCGGACAGAGGAUCGUUUCCACGCUGCCCUACAUCAGACAGGAAGUGCCCAUCAUCAUCGUGUUCCGUGCCCUUGGCUUUGUGUCUGACAGAGACAUUCUGGAACACAUCAUCUAUGACUUCGAUGAUCCAGAGAUGAUGGAGAUGGUUAAACCUUCACUGGAUGAGGCCUUUGUGAUCCAGGAGCAGAACGUAGCGCUGAACUUCAUCGGUUCCAGAGGUGCCAAACCUGGCGUCACAAAAGAGAGAAGGAUUAAAUAUGCCAAGGAGGUUCUGCAGAAGGAAGUCUUGCCCCAUGUGGGUGUCAGUGACUUCUGUGAGACCAAGAAGGCCUACUUUUUAGGCUACAUGGUUCAUCGACUUCUGCUGGCUGCUUUGGGCAGACGAGAGCUAGAUGACAGAGAUCACUAUGGCAACAAGAGAUUGGAUCUUGCCGGGCCAUUGCUGGCAUUCCUUUUCCGAGGAAUGUUCAAAAAUCUGUUGAAGGAGAUCAGAAUCUAUGCUCAAAAGUUCAUCGACAGAGGGAAAGACUUCAAUCUAGAGCUGGCCAUAAAAACCCGAAUCAUCUCAGAUGGGCUGAAGUAUUCUUUAGCUACAGGAAACUGGGGAGAUGUCAAGAAAGCUCACCAGGCCAGAGCUGGUGUAUCUCAGGUGUUGAACCGUCUGACUUUUGCCUCCACACUCUCCCACCUUCGUCGUGUGAACUCUCCUAUUGGACGAGACGGCAAGCUAGCCAAGCCCAGACAGCUCCACAACACACUGUGGGGCAUGGUCUGCCCUGCUGAGACCCCAGAGGGUCACGCUGUAGGUCUGGUGAAGAAUCUGGCCCUUAUGGCCUACAUCUCUGUGGGCUCCCAGCCUUCCCCCAUUCUGGAGUUCUUGGAGGAGUGGAGCAUGGAGAACCUGGAGGAAAUUUCUCCUGCAGCUAUUGCAGAUGCUACUAAGAUUUUUGUGAAUGGCUGCUGGGUGGGUAUUCACAAAGACCCCGAGCAGCUGAUGAACACAUUAAGAAAACUGAGGAGACAGAUGGACAUCAUUGUGUCUGAGGUAUCAAUGAUCAGGGACAUCCGGGAGAGAGAGAUCCGGAUCUACACGGACGCUGGCAGGAUCUGUCGUCCUCUGCUGAUCGUGGAGAAACAGAAGUUGCUUCUGAAGAGACGCCACAUUGACCAGCUCAAGGAGAGAGAAUACAAUAACUACAGUUGGCAGGACUUGGUGGCCAGCGGUGUAGUGGAAUACAUAGACACACUGGAGGAGGAGACUGUCAUGCUGGCUAUGACCCCAGAUGACCUGCAGGAGAAAGGUGUGGCUUAUUGUUCCACGUACACGCAUUGCGAGAUUCAUCCGUCCAUGAUCCUGGGAGUCUGUGCUUCCAUCAUCCCCUUCCCUGAUCACAAUCAGUCUCCUAGGAACACUUACCAAUCUGCUAUGGGUAAACAAGCCAUGGGCGUCUACAUCACCAACUUCCAUGUACGUAUGGACACCCUGGCCCAUGUGCUGUACUACCCCCAGAAACCUCUGGUCACCACCCGCUCCAUGGAGUACCUGCGGUUCAGAGAGCUCCCAGCAGGAAUCAACUCUAUUGUGGCCAUUGCGUCAUACACCGGGUACAAUCAGGAGGAUUCUGUCAUCAUGAAUCGCUCUGCUGUGGACCGGGGCUUCUUUAGGUCUGUCUUUUAUCGGUCCUAUAAAGAACAGGAGUCAAAGAAAGGCUUUGAUCAAGAGGAGAUUUUUGAGAAACCCACCCGAGAAACUUGUCAAGGAAUGCGACAUGCCAUUUACGAUAAGUUGGAUGACGAUGGCUUGAUUGCGCCUGGCGUGCGUGUGUCCGGUGAGGAUGUCAUCAUUGGCAAAACGGUGACGUUGCCAGAGAACGACGAUGAACUGGACAGCACGAAUCGCCGCUUCACCAAGAGAGACUGUAGCACUUUCCUGCGCACUAGUGAGACAGGCAUUGUGGACCAGGUGAUGGUUACGCUGAACCAGGAGGGUUACAAGUUCUGCAAGAUCAGGGUACGUUCAGUCCGCAUCCCUCAGAUUGGUGAUAAGUUUGCCAGUCGACAUGGGCAGAAAGGUACCUGUGGAAUCCAGUACAGACAAGAGGAUAUGCCUUUCACGUGUGAGGGAAUCACUCCAGACAUUAUCAUCAACCCUCAUGCCAUCCCCUCUCGAAUGACAGUCGGCCAUUUGAUCGAGUGCCUUCAGGGGAAGGUGUCUGCAAAUAAGGGAGAGAUAGGCGAUGCUACGCCCUUCAACGAUGCAGUAAACGUGCAGAAGGUUUCCAACCUGCUCUCAGAGUACGGCUACCAUCUAAGAGGCAACGAGGUGUUGUACAAUGGCUUCACAGGUAGGAAGCUGACCUCCCAAAUCUUCAUUGGACCGACAUACUACCAGCGCUUGAAGCACAUGGUGGAUGAUAAGAUCCACUCACGUGCCCGCGGGCCUGUCCAAAUCCUCAACAGACAGCCCAUGGAGGGCAGAUCACGUGACGGAGGACUUCGUUUUGGAGAAAUGGAGCGAGAUUGUCAGAUUGCUCACGGGGCAGCGCAGUUUCUGAGAGAGAGGCUGUUUGAAGCCUCCGACCCGUACCAGGUCCACGUGUGUAACCUGUGUGGUCUAAUGGCCAUCGCAAACACUCGCACACACACAUACGAGUGCAGGGGCUGUCGUAACAAAACUCAGAUCUCCCUCAUAAGAAUGCCCUAUGCUUGCAAGCUUCUCUUCCAAGAGCUCAUGUCCAUGAGCAUCGCCCCCCGCAUGAUGGUCUGUUAAACAAACUGUCUGGGAACUCGGUCACGUGAUGUCGGAAUUAAGAAAACAUUGACUGCUACAGUCGGCGAGACCUGAUAUGAAGGCCUCUAUCUAGUGGAACCCAGCUACUGAUGCAUUCUCACAGUGAUUGCUAGAUUUGUGUAUUUUUAAUUUGGAAAGGGUUUUUUUUUUUUUUUGUUUUCACAUGGUAUCAUUGUUUUGGAAAAGAAAGAACAUCUGGCGUUGGUUGUUUUGUGAACGUAGAGUCAAAUAAAGCU
This is a messenger RNA of Chanos chanos (milkfish), 3859 nucleotides long. RefSeq names its product RNA polymerase II subunit B (gene polr2b). NCBI's taxonomy places the organism in Eukaryota, Metazoa, Chordata, Actinopteri, Gonorynchiformes, Chanidae. Gene Ontology annotation, biological process: DNA-templated transcription. Gene Ontology annotation, molecular function: ribonucleoside binding; DNA binding; DNA-directed RNA polymerase activity. The coding region runs from base 78 to 3602 and encodes 1174 amino acids. The record is from RefSeq and is a predicted model, not a curated record. The transcript has 25 exons.